Messenger RNA from Sitophilus oryzae (rice weevil), 1676 nucleotides. RefSeq names its product phenoloxidase-activating factor 3-like. The coding region runs from base 150 to 1571 and encodes 473 amino acids. Gene Ontology annotation, biological process: proteolysis. Gene Ontology annotation, molecular function: serine-type endopeptidase activity. The transcript has 8 exons. The record is from RefSeq and is a predicted model, not a curated record. Lineage: Eukaryota; Metazoa; Arthropoda; Insecta; Coleoptera; Curculionidae.
UAUUUAAAGCAAAACAAUCAUCAUCGUAAAAAUUACAAGCACAUUUUUUAUUUAUAAAAUAUUAGUGUUAUACUUUUAAAAAAUAUUAUUAUUGUAUAUUUGGGGUAUUUUCUAGAACAAAUCUGUUUGUUCGCGCUGGUUCAACGUUCAUGACCAAUAUAAUUAAUAUGCGAUUUAUUGUGACAAUUUUCACCUACAUUCUUCUCCUGCGAAAAUUUAAUUAUGUCGCAACCAACUCUUGUGUAACAUUAAGAGAUACGAUAGGAAAUUGCACUAGAAGAGAACACUGUGAUUUGACCUUCAAUCCUGUCAUCUUUAAUGAAUCAGUUUGUGGAUAUGAUGUUGACGGUGCCAAUUUUUACUGUUGCGAAACUACACUUUAUCGACCCGUAGCUAACUUUAGAGGAGCUGUGGAAGAAGAGGAACAAAUUAGCCCUAUACUAAUGCAGAAUCUUACACCAGACACGAGUCCUAUAUCACCUAGUCCAGUACCAGACCAUACAGCAGAAAAUAUAAAUACACAAACAGAAAAAGAAGAUCUGUGUUUAACUCCAAAUGGUGAACAAGCUCGCUGUAUUCCAAUCUUCAAAUGUCUGUCGUUCACAAAGAUAUUGGCAUUAAAGCAAUUUAAUCCAAAUCAAGUUAGAUUUCUGAGAGAAUCGAAGUGCGGCUCCAAUUUGACGACGCCUUUAGUCUGUUGCGGUCCUGAAGUGAAUUACAAAAGUGUUGUUGAAGAUGCUGUAACUAAUUUUACUCCAAAUAAUUUGAUUCCAGAAGAAUGUGGCCUUCAGUUAGCAAGCCGAAUAUUUGGUGGAGUUGAUUCGGAAUCUUCGGAAUUUCCUUGGCUGGCGUUAUUGGAAUUUGAGGAGCUAGAUGGAUCCAAAAACUUUUUAUGUACUGGUGCUCUUAUAUCAUCACGUUACGUUUUGACGGCUGCCCACUGCGUUGCAGGAAGAAAUGUUUUACAAGGAACAAAGCUAAUUAAUAUACGAUUAGGGGAAUGGGACAUAAAAAGUGCCGAUAAAAACUGUACAGGGACAGAUGAUUUGAAGAUAUGUAAUCCAAUGAAAAUCAACGUGGGAAUAGAGUCAAUACACGUCCAUCCAAAUUAUAACGUAACUGAACGUUACAAUGACAUUAGUUUAAUAAAACUGAAUACAACAAUUAUAUAUAAUGAUUUAAUUAGUCCGAUAUGUCUUCCCAAAAAGGAUAGCUACAUUUUCCCAGGUGAACGGUUAACUGUUUCUGGAUGGGGUCUGAAAAGUUACAGCGAACUAGCCACAACAAAACAAAAAGUAGAGCUGCCGGUUGUAGCAACGUCGGAGUGUUCGAUAGCGUUUCAAAAAGUUAUGAAAAUUAAAAAACAAUUCUGCGCCGGAGGCGAAUCUGGAAAGGAUGCUUGUGCUGGAGAUAGUGGCGCUCCUCUAAUGAAACUGUCAACCGAAAAAAUUCCGCGUUGGUCGAUAGAAGGUAUUGUUUCGUUUGGAAUUGGCUGUGGAUUGUCGGGCCGAUACGGAGUGUACACGAAAGUAUCAGAAUAUUUGGAAUGGAUCCAUAAUACCGUAAAAUGAAGAGAAAUAGAAGCCGAAUCAAAAGAAUAUAAAGACUGUGAUUAUAUUAGAUAUUUUAAGAAAUAUUUGUAAAUGUAUACGUAUAAUAAACGAUUUUAUUAUUUA